AUUAUCUAUAAUAAGUUUUAUUUAGUUUGUCUGUCUAAAGGGAACAAUUUAAUUUGUAUUUAAUUAAACAUUAUUAAUGGUCAAUGGUGCAUAUUCGCAUACUUUUAUUUUGAAAUGGAUGUGAACUAAAGAGGAAGUGUUUGGCGCAGACUGCAACUUUUCCAUGGAGUUUGCAUACCUGGUGUAUAAUUGCAAUAUAAUUACUUGGCUUCAUUUCGAGGAUUUGUUAUUCACAGUCUAUUAGCACUAUUAAGAUCAUUUUAUUGUAUCUAAUCAAACUUUUGUUUUUAUAUUAGACGCUGCACUGCCAAUGCAGAACGUUUUUUAAAUCUCGCUGAAAUAUUAUGAAAUAAUAUUCAUAUUUGCACAGCUGUGGUCACUAUGUCCAGGUAUGAGUUUUUACAGAGUCAAACUGCUCUGAUGAUCUUAUUAAUGCCGGACACACAAAAGACAUGCAGCUCUGCUGAGCCUCCUGUCAACAUGAAACAAAACGACAUUCAGACUCCGACUUACAGGCUUCACAAGAGAGUCAUGCAGACAGAUGUCCUUUAGUGAAGGACAGAGCAGAAGACAACAUUCAGACUGUAGUCAUUGGUGAUGCUGAUGACACAGGUUACUCCGAAGACCAGGAAGGCGCGUUGCAGACGCCAUCCAAGCGCCCUGAAAAGCCACAAGAGGACAGGUCUUUUGAAUGUGAGCAGUGCGGAAAGGCCUUUCCAAAGAGGUUUUCACUUUUUCGUCACAAACGCGUGCAUUCGAUCAUGAAGCAGCACAAUUGCGAAAAAUGCGGGAAGACGUUCUCGCAAGCAAGAGCUCUGGAGACUCAUCUCCGCAAACAUACGCAGAAGUUUGAGAAGAAGAAACUUCCCUGCGCUACCUGCGGGAAGAGCUUCAAAGAUCUCGCCGCACACGAACGGGUCCACGCCGAGGUCAAGCCGUUUACCUGCGAAACCUGCGGACAAGGGUUCACGGUCAAAGGCAGCUUGUACAUGCACCAGAGGGUGCACACGGGCGAGAAACCCUACACGUGUGACACCUGUGGCAAAAGUUUCUCUCUUAUAGGCACGCUAAACUGCCACAAGAAGUUUCAUUCGGAUGACAGGCCGAUAAAAUGCAGCCACUGCAAUAAGAGCUUCAAGUGCAAGAGUCAUCUGAGACGCCACCUUCCAGUGCACACCGGCGAGAGACGAUAUACGUGUAAAGUCUGUGGUAAAGCAUUUGCGCAUCAUGAAGCGAUGACACGCCACAUCCUCAUUCACACCGGCGAGAAGCCGUACAUCUGUGAAGUGUGCGGUAAAAGAUUUCGCCAGAGAAGCAAUUUAAAAGUCCAUAUGCGGGUGCACCAAGAGACACUACUUAAGUGCGAAAUGUGUGGAAAAACAUUCCAGCAUGGUUUUUUGCUACAGGAGCACAUUUCGUCACACAGUCUUACUGGAGAUUCAGAACAAGACCCAUUUUGGAGCUCCAAAACUCAGCUGCAUUCAGACACCAGCAAACCUUUCACGUGCAAAUUAUGCGAGAAGAGCUACAGCAACAUAUAUAAUCUUCGCAUACACGAGAAGCUUCACACAGGCGAGACCCCAUUUAAGUGUGAAACCUGCGGUAAGGCCUUUAACUCUCAGAAAGUCCUUUAAAACGCACCUGCUGUGCCACUCGGGAGAUAGACCUUAUAAAUGCAUAGCGUGCGGGAAAGCGUUCAAGUGGUCUGGUUCACUGAAGAUGCAUAUGAAGACUCAUACCGAUGAAAAGACUCACAAAUGCGAGACGUGUGGAAAGAGGUUUCGCUUGUAUGGAAAUUUGAAGCGGCACAAGCGCGUCCACGCUGGGGAGAAGCCGUUCAGCUGUAAGGUCUGUGAGGAAGGGUUCACGGAAGUCGAGCGACUCAAAACACACAUGCAAGUCCAUACCGGAUCCAAACCCUACAUGUGCCAGAAGUGCGGGAAGAAUUAUGUGUAUCUUAGACAUUACAGCGGUCACAAAUGCAAGCCUGUAUCAGAACGAUUCAGUCGUAGUGAUUUGUAACCUUAACACUAUCAUGUGUAAAAAAUUAACAUGUUGGCAUGGUUGGAAAACCUGGAAAUAUGAGGGUAUUUAUAAUGCGUUAAUUGUGUUUUCUGUACCCGAGAAAGUAACUGAAAACGGUACAAUACAGAAACUUUAAAGUUAGCAAGUCUAAAUGUUCCUAGUUGUGCUCUGAUUUAAAUGAUUUUAUCAGCUAGGUGCUGUCCUUGUGUUGAGCUGAUGAGUCAAUUUUUCAACUUGAUUAUUCAAACCUUCAGUAGUGAAAUCUGACGUGAAAUAUGAAAAAUAUAUAUUUUUAAAAGUGUUUAAAAAAAUCCCUAUCCAGUCAUCAGAAAUGACAGAGAAACGUAUAAUUAUAAGUAUUCACGACUCUAUAAUUAAAUAUGACGACGUCAGCUGGAUUCUCUUUGGUAAACUCGUUGUUAAACCGUUAUUCGUUUCCUGACUAAUUGGACUGGAAUAUGCUUCCUUUAGAGCGUUCAAUGACUUUUAUUUUGAAAAUCUGUAUCGAAAGUAUAUUUGUUCCAGUUGCUGAGGUCUGUGUCUUAGCGAAACCGUUUUAAGAUCAAAUUGAUCCAAAACACUCUAGUGCCCGCAACAAUUUAGCACUGAAUUUUAAGUACCUCAAGUUUUGUUUGUUUAUUAUAAGCAACCGGAUACUUUUAUUUUGAAAUAAAACGAAGAGGAAGUACUUACUGUUGCGUGCAACUUUAUUGGGAGUUUUUGUUUAUUUCCUUCUCGUUCUGUUCGUACGGCCUGUCAAACACAUAUUUAGUUGAUUUUGCUGCACGCCUUUGGUCACUAUGGCCCGGUUUGAGCUUUUUCAGAGUCAAGCCACUCUGGUCGUGUCUUUACUGACGGACUCCGCUAAACACGAGAUACUAGAGGCUUUCACAUUCAGCUCCGGUGAACCCCGUCUCUCCAUCAAACCAAACGAUGCACAGAUUCAGACGCUCAAUUCCAUAAUGGAGAGGUUUGCCAAAGAAGUUGUGCAGAAGAUUUGCAGUCUCUUCAGGUAUUGUUCAUCUGUGGCACCGGUUCCAGCUCAAAUAUGUUUGAAAGGUGGGGAUGUCCUCAAGACUUCAUCUCAGAUGGGUCGUGAUCUCAGUGGAGCAACACAUAUCCAUAUCCAAGAGUUUCAGGGAGACGCUGUAAGGCUCUCUGUGAGUCCCCUGAAGGAUCCUGCAACGACGUCUCAAAAGAAACACUUCAACACGGAACCUGCACAGAAAAGUAAUACAAGCAUAUGUCUUACGCUGGAAGAAGGAACAGAAGAAACCAUUCAGAAAAUAUUCAGCAGUGACGCUGAUGACAGGAGCUGGUCUGGAGAUCAGGAAGGAGCCUCACAGACGUCAAGCAAUCAAACUGAAGUCCCGCGAUCAAAGCAGUCUUUUGAAUGCGAUCAGUGCGGGAAAGCCUUUCCGAAGAUGUUUUCUCUCGUGCAGCACAAACGCGUGCAUUCAAUCGCCAGGCCUCACGCUUGUGAAAAGUGCGGAAAGAAAUUCACGCUGCAGAGAGCGCUGGAGACCCACCUUCGCAAGCACUCGCAGAAGCCCGAGAAGCAGAAGUUUCCCUGCGCUACCUGCGGGAAGAGCUUCAGGGACCUCGCGGCGCACGAGCUCGUCCACGCCGAGGUCAAACCGUUCGCCUGCGAAACCUGCGGACAGGGGUUCACGAUCAAAAGGAGUUUAUACAUGCACCAGAGGGUGCACACGGGCGAGAAACCCUACAGAUGCGACACCUGUGGCAAGUGCUUCUCCCUCAUCGGCACGUUGAACUACCACAAAAGGAUCCAUUCAAACGACAGGCCGAUAAAAUGCAGCCACUGCAAUAAGAGCUUCAAAUAUCACAAGCUUCUGAAACACCACCUGCGCGUGCACACGGGCGAGAGGCCGCACACGUGCGACGUCUGCGGGAAGAGCUUCGCGCUCUCCGGGACUCUAAAACGACACGUCCUCAUUCACACCGGCGACAAGCCGUACGUGUGCGAGGUGUGCGGCAGGCGAUUCAACCAGAGGAGCACCCUGAAAGGCCACAUGCGAGUGCACGGGGAAAAGCGGUUCAUGUGCGAAAUGUGCGGGAAAACGUUCCAGUAUAAUUACGUCCUGAGGAACCACAUCCUCACGCACGGCCAGGGCGGACACGCGGGCGAUAAGAGCAACGCUCGGCGCUGCGACGUGUGCGGGAAGCUGCUGAGCUCCGCCUACGCGUUAAAAGCGCACUCGCAGCUGCACUCGGGCGACGGCAAGCCUCACGCGUGCGCGCUGUGCGACAGAAGGUACAGCAGCGCGCACUCCCUUCGGAUGCACGCGCAGCUCCACACGGGAGAGAAACCCUUCAGGUGCGACGUCUGCGGCAAAGACUUCUCUCUGAGGGCUUCGUAUAAAACCCACGUGUUUCUGCAUUCGGGAGAAAGACCUCACGAGUGCGCGUCGUGCGGGAAGCUGUUCAAGCUGUCGAGCUCUUUGAAGAUGCACGCGCGCACCCACACCGGCGAAAAACCGCACAAGUGCGAAACGUGUGGGAAGGCGUUUCAUUUGUCGGCCAACCUGAAAAGGCACCGGCUCGUGCACACCGGGGAGAAGCCGUUUACCUGUGACAUUUGUUUGAAGAGUUUCACGCAGCCCAACAACUUGAAGGCGCACAUGCACGUUCACACGGGGAAAAAACCGUACACGUGCACCAAGUGCUGGAAAAGUUUUGCCUAUCAGAGAAACUACAAAGAUCACAAAUGCGCUCCGCUUUGAGAUGCUUUGAGAUGUGUCGGACUGCUGAAUUGGGGUCUGCCUACAGGCCCUUGGAUUUCGUUGUAAAGCUUGUAAAUCAUUUUGAAAGUUAGACUGAAUUAAUUUAUUUAUUAAAAAAAAAAAAAAAUGUUUCCUUGUAUUUUUGCAAACUAAAAGCCAUUGUAUAAAAUACGUCACAUCUAUAUA
This is a messenger RNA of Puntigrus tetrazona (Sumatra barb), 4955 nucleotides long. RefSeq names its product zinc finger protein 345-like. The record is from RefSeq and is a predicted model, not a curated record. Gene Ontology annotation, biological process: regulation of transcription by RNA polymerase II. The transcript has 7 exons. Lineage: Eukaryota; Metazoa; Chordata; Actinopteri; Cypriniformes; Cyprinidae. Gene Ontology annotation, molecular function: RNA polymerase II cis-regulatory region sequence-specific DNA binding; DNA-binding transcription factor activity, RNA polymerase II-specific. The coding region runs from base 2826 to 4769 and encodes 647 amino acids. Gene Ontology annotation, cellular component: nucleus.